Molecule: messenger RNA, 2082 nt
Organism: Podarcis muralis (Common wall lizard)
Lineage: Eukaryota; Metazoa; Chordata; Lepidosauria; Squamata; Lacertidae
Source: RefSeq, a predicted model, not a curated record
UAUUUAUGUACAUGUUUUGCUUGGUACGUUUAUUAUAUAUAUAUGACCUUAAAUUUUUUAUUUCAAUGUGCAAGGAAUCAACUCAAAGUAUGGCACAUCCUAACCCACCUCUGCCUACCAGGACCACAGCAAUUCAGUUCCCCCUUUUAUAACGAAGCUCUUCCUCCAAGUGAGCACGUUCUGCCCAAAAUACAAAUAUGUAUAUUUUAAAUCGACGUCUGGCGCAGCAAGUCACUUGCUCUUUUCUUGCUCCCCCAUCUGCAGACCUCACUGAACUGAUGAUGUUUAAUGCAGGAAGUUGUUACACGGUCAUUAUUCUUGCGUUUGUUAUCGUUCUGUAUUUAGCCGUAUAUUUUUAUUCCGUAGGUUUUAUUCCUGGCCAUAUCUCCAGGGUCAGGGCCCACCCUCUCCCAGGCACUUUGCAUGGUGCCUGCAAGGCCCCAUCUGUCAGCUGAAUUCCUUCAAAUGAAUUUGGCCUUGAAAGAAGUUUUCUCUUGUAGUCAAUAGCACAGGCUGCAGUGUGCACUUUAUGGUAGUGAUUGUGUGUGUGUCAACAAACAUUACACCAUUCUGCAAAUGUGCCUAUGGUCCUGAAAGGAUUGACAGUCCCUAUCCUCUACCAUAUAUUGUUUAUCUGUUUGCUAUAUCCAUUUGGGCACCUCUCAAGAUAAUGUAACCAAAUUUUGCAUGAUGGGUCCUGAGAUCAAAUCAGGAGCAGGUUUUUUGUCUAAGUUUGGACAUAAUUGCAUGCCAUCCUUAAUCAGGAUUGUGGACUGAAUCUUUGAAAACUGCAUCAAAUUUAACCACGGAUUUCGAAAGUGUGCCGAUUUUGACCGCUGAUUUAGAAAGCACGCUGAUUUUGUUUCUCAUCAUUUCUGAGCAAUGCUGGCUACAAGACUGCCAGUAGCGGUAUUUUAUACAUAGGGAGAGGGCACCCCUGGCCCACCCUGAGCCCCAACCCUGACCCCAGGAUUCCCGGAUAAAGGGGGAAGUGAAGGUCAGGGCAGUGGGUUAGAAUAAGAGGUGCUGGGGCCUUUAACUGCCCUGGUUUCCCUUCCCGAUUGGUACCGAGGUCGGCGAAUUUCUCCAGCGACUGUUGCAGGCGCCUUCGCAGAGAUACCCGGAGCUGAUACAGAGAGAGUUGCCACAGGAAGACGCCUGAGGAAGGAAACAGAGCUUAAGAUUAUUUGGCUGGCGAGCUGCAUUUCAGGAUUUGGAGAAGUGCGAAUGUGGGGAGACAGCUGUGUUUUCGUAGGCGUAAAAUAGAACGGGAACAUAUGGAGCGUGAGGCUGGGACUCUCUUUCUCCACCUUGAACAGAUUAUCAAGAGGAGUGGGAAAGAUCAUGGCAGCCUUAUGAGGGAGGCAGAGGAGGAAAAGAAGAAUUUUGUCAAGCGAUUGGAAGAGGCAUCUAAGGCCUUUGUGAAGGAAGUCUGCAGCCUUUCCUGUGCCAAGUCCCGGUUCCGACCCUACGAAGUGGCACAGUGUUCAAACUGCCAGCUUAUCAAAGUUUCCUGCCUUGACCCCUUUGUAUGUGCAGGGCCCAAUGUUAUUGCAGCAGUGCUGGUGCCACUUCUGCUCUUGCUUGGUAUAGGAGCAGCAUGGUGGUAUCGCCGUCGCAAACAGAAGGAGCACGGAAAAGACAAGUCUUCAGGAGAUGAGGACGGCUCAGAGAGUUCUGAGUGGAGCUCCGAUAGUUCAGAGAAGGCGGAUGCCAAUCCAAUAUAUGCAGAAGUUCCAAGCACCCCCAUAUAUGCUAAUGUCCCAGCACAUACUGAUGAACCAACAUAUGCUAAUGUUCCAAACCCUCCAGAAUUCACCAUCCCAAGCCCUCCACCCUUUGAUUAAAUAGUUUUCAAUGGUGAUUUUCCAUCAGGUCUGUGCUUGCAACAUCACUCCCUCUUAGGGCAUGAAGUGACGACUGCAGCACCAAAGACAGCCACGCAUGUGCAAAUGAGGGAUAACCAGAACCACCAGUCAAGACAGAUCUUCCAAUGUCCACCCCAGAUUUCAAUGGGGACAGCUCACACAUUCAGUCAUCCAGCUUGUUGUUGUUGUUUAGUCGUUUAGUCGUGUCCGACUC